Molecule: messenger RNA, 834 nt
Organism: Haliotis rubra (blacklip abalone)
Lineage: Eukaryota; Metazoa; Mollusca; Gastropoda; Lepetellida; Haliotidae
Exons: 6
Coding region: 291-593 (100 amino acids)
Source: RefSeq, a predicted model, not a curated record
GAUAAUGCCAUAUAUUUUAGCUAUAACAUAUGAUAUUGACCGUUGGGAAUCACUGAAAGUGAAAAUGUAACUUAAGACAAGAAGAAGGGUAUACCGUAAACAUGUCCUUGAAAGGAAUCUAUAUAAUUGUAAUAAUAUCGUUCUAUUCGAUAUACUUUCGAAUGCAUAAUUAGAACUCUUUAUAUAUAGUUAGCGUGCAAAGAAAAAUAUUUGGAAAAUGCAUUAAUUGUUCAUUACGAAUUGCUGAUAAUUAUGCCCUACUUAACACAAACUCAAAUUUUUAUUCAUAGAUGAGGUUGAACUGUCUACUGUAUCUGGUGAAGAAGAACGCCGUCCAGUCUCUGGUUCUCCCUGUUGCCGUAGCUGUCCCUGUUGUUGUCAUCGCCGCCAUUGUCGUCAUUGCCGCCAUCGUUGUGGUUAUCAGGAAGAAACGCAAGUCCUUUGCUGAAAAACGGUGGGUUAGUUUAAAAGCGAAAACAAGGAGCGAAUCAGACGAACUAAUGGAAGAUAAAAGCAAGUCACCAGUAAUAUUUACAGUGGCAAAUGGUAAGGUAUCCCAUGGCCUGAUGAAACAAGAGGAUAAAGAAGCUUAACCAGACCAACAAAGGUGUACGGAUGCACUUCAUUUUGACAAGUUAGAUCCCACUGCUUUGGGGCAGUUGGCAACAUUCACUUACUUCUAUAUGCAAAUGAUAGGUGCUAACCCCGAAAUCACAUGAUAACCUGUUUCGUCAACCAUUUGAUGUCAUCACUAAUUAUCAGUAAUUCUUCAUAUCAUUUUUUCCCCCUUGUUAUUCUCUUUAACUACGGAAGCGUAGCAGGGCCACGGUAAAA